Sinocyclocheilus grahami is the source of this 1571-nucleotide messenger RNA. RefSeq names its product U2 snRNP-associated SURP motif-containing protein-like. The transcript is spliced from 11 exons. Lineage: Eukaryota; Metazoa; Chordata; Actinopteri; Cypriniformes; Cyprinidae. Gene Ontology annotation, molecular function: RNA binding. The coding region runs from base 410 to 1474 and encodes 354 amino acids. Gene Ontology annotation, biological process: RNA processing. The record is from RefSeq and is a predicted model, not a curated record. Gene Ontology annotation, cellular component: nucleus.
AAUGAAGCCAGAGAGGUUAGAGAAAGCAAAGUUUCUAAAUACACAGAAUGUCCCUCAGACAGAGCAAGAAGCAGUGGUGAGAUGAACUCGUCUGUUUACGAAGCAUGUUUCCAGAGGUUUAGCUGCUGCUGAUGAUAUUGAUCAUGAAUAUUCUGCAGUUUGUUUAAAUAUAAACUCACUAUAUUUUUGUAUCUUCAUCAUUUGGUUUGACGUCAUGAACAGACUCUGUCCGAGGCCGUAGUGACAGUGGUAAUCCCCACAGAAAGGGCCAUGGUAACAUCAGAAAGCAAUCUUAUUUGGAGUGGACAGAAAAUACAGAGCAAAAUACAAGUUUCAAUCUGCCAGACAGUGAAAAUGAAAGAAGAAAAAGAUAGAACUGACAUGGAACCUGCUGGGCUUGAUACACAGAAUGAUUGAGUUUGUGGUAAGAGAGGGACCCAUGUUUGAGGCCAUCAUCAUGAGCAGAGAAAAGAACAACCCUGACUUCAGGUUUUUAUUUGAUAAUAAGAGUCAGGAGCAUGUGUACUACAGAUGGAAACUUUACUCCAUUCUACAGGGAGAGAGCCCAAAUAAAUGGAGAACAUCACCUUUCAGAAUGUUCCGGGGCGGCUCUCUGUGGAAGACACCUCUUCUUAACCCAUAUCUCCAUGGUGAUGAGGAACCAGAAGAGAGCUCCUUCCCUUCUCAAGAGGAAGAGCCAAAGAAAGGGCACCUGAAGGCAGAGCACAGAGAGAGGUUGGAGGCCUUGCUAAGAGGGCUGACUCCUCGCAGGGAUGAGAUCGGUGAUGCAAUGCUAUUCUGCCUGGAGAGAGCGGAGGCUGCUGAGGAGGUCGUCUCCUGCAUCACUGAAUCUCUGUCUAUAGCACACACACCACUGCAGAAGAAGAUUGCCAGACUUUACCUAAUAUCUGAUAUCCUCUACAACUCCUGUGCCAAAGUUGCCAAUGCGUCAUAUUACCGCAAAUUUUUUGAGACAAAGCUGCCGCAGAUAUUUGGAGACAUCAGUGAAGCGUAUCGGAACAUCCAGGCCCGACUCCAGGCAGAGCAGUUUAAGCAAAGAGUCAUGGGAUGUUUUCGUGCGUGGGAAGACUGGGCAGUUUAUCCAGACUCCUUCCUGAUCCAACUGCAGAAUAUAUUCCUGGGGCUUAUUAAACCUGGAGAGGAAGUCAUUGACAGAGCAGAGCCCAAAUCUCCUGAUCUAGAUGGGGUGCCAUUGGAUGGUAUUCCUCUAGAGAAAGGUGAAAUUGAUGGUACACCCAUUGAUGACCUUGAUGGAUCACCUAUGACCUGGGAUCCAUCCUCUAUAGAUGGUGUACCGGUUGACGAUAUAGACGGUGUUCCCCUAGGAAACCCAAUAGACGAUAUUGAUGGUGUGCCAUUUGAUGAGGGCUCAGAUAAGACUUUACCCACUGUUGCACUGUCUAAAUGGGAGAAGGUGGAAGAUUCAGAAUCCUCAGGUACAAUCACAACAUGAGUAGUUAUUCAUGACUCUUUUACACCCUUUUUAUUUACUGCUUUUCCCAGAUUAUCCAGUCUUUCUAUAUAUAAUACAGCAUACUUAACAAAUUCAG